GGUAACUCUGCCUGGAGCACGAUCAAUUUUCAAUUCUAGUUUCCUGAAUCGUAAACCUUGAUGUUUUUUUUUUAGUUUUACUGAUACUGUGCUAAAAAUAUGUGCAUAAAUUUAUCAAUAUAAUUUUGUUAAAAGUGUUAUUAAAUGAUUCACAAUGAUACCUUUGCGAUCGUGAUAUUAAGAAUUGUUGUUUUAAGUGAUGCGAUAAUAUCUUUGGAGCAAGGCAGACUGGUAAAUUGAAUCAUGCCAAGAAAACUGUUGAAAUUCCUCAUCCUGUUCGAUAAUUCAUCACUAUUAUAUUUUCCUGGUCAAUUUUUAUCAGGAAGAGUACUGCUCGACUUGCAAGAAAACACCCCAGUAUUAGGUUUACAUUUUCAUGUCGUGGGUGAGUGUGUAGUGCGUGUGAGAUCUGGUCGACAUAACCGCUUUUAUGACAAGGAGAACUACAUAGACUUUAGGAUGCGAUUGUUGGGUGAUAGCGAACAUCAAGGACCAACCGUUCUUUCACCCGGAAUACAUAGCUUUCCAUUCAAACUAGGUUUACCAGUGGAUUUACCUUCAACCUUCCUGGGUCGUUACGGUUGGGUUCAAUAUUAUUGCAAAGCGGCUCUUCGUGAACCGUCGGGAUUGAUACACAAAAAUCAUCAGGUCUUUAUUGUUAUGAAUCCAAUUAAUCUGAACACUGAACAACCCUACUUAGCGGACCCUUUCAAAUGUAAUAUCGAACAUAAUCUAGGAGUAACUUGUGUGGGAGGAGGUUAUGUGAAGUGCAAGAUAAUUUUAGAUAGAGGUGGGUACGUACCUGGUGAAUCUAUAAUGAUCACAGCUGCCGUGAUAAAUUCAAGCAACGUUACCAUUAAAAGUACGAAGGCGGCACUAACUGAGACCAUACAAUACUUUGCUCAUGACAAAUUGGUACAAACGGAAAAACGAGAAUUAGCAGUAAUCGCUCGUGGGAAAAUUCGCCCAGGAUGUAGAGAUGAUUGGCAAAAUGAGUCAUUAUACGUCCCACCGCUCCCACCAACCAACCUACGAGGAUGUCACUUAAUAAGGAUACAAUAUGAUGUUUGUUUUUUGAUCGAGCCAAAAUCACUUGAAAAACAAGUUAAACUACAAUUGCCAAUUACGCUUGGAACAUAUCCAUUUAAGACUGGUGACGGAGAGGACACCAAUGAAUGGGCUGAAACUGUCUUCAAACCGGAAACGCACUACCCAUCGACACUACCAAUUUUCAGACCUUGGUUGCACGAUAAAGCUGAUCUUAAAUAAAUUUCACCGGCACGAGAUUUAGUAUUUUCAAUUUUUUAAGUGAUAGAUUAGUACAUAGUGUUAUGCAUUUUGUAGUUUAUAUUUCGGGCGAAACUAACUUAAACUAGUGCCAUAUGCACAUGUAAUCAGUUUAAUGCGCGUAAAGUAUUUUAAGUAAGUGUUCUGUAAACAUAAAUGAAUAAAGUGUAACGAAUUUCGCUUCAAUUCCAACAAAUGUUGUCACUUUGUCACAGAAAACAAGUUACUAUAUUUUGUUUUUCAAAAAGUGCCAACUGCAAAAGUUUCAAAAACAGUUUUGGGUAGAAAACUUGUUUCCCUUGCAUUGCCCAACUGGAGUCAAAAUUUAAUCCAAAUUAAAAAUGGUAUUUUUGGUACAUCGUAUUUCAAUUAUUAAACUCGAUUUGUUUCAGUGUAAAAUUUAAUGUUUCUUAUUUUUCAAUAUCGUGCCCGGGUUGGCGAUUCAAUGCUUAGGGCGCUGGUCUUACAAGCCAGUUGUCGUAUGUUCGAGUGCCGACCUGGAAGGAUUGUUAGUGUCAAUAGGAUCAUAGUACUAGCCAUGCAAUGAUUCUGUACGCUAUGAAUCGACUGCGAAGUCUGUUGAAAAAGAAAGGGUAAAUUCUACAAAAGGAAUGUAAUUGUAAGACUUAACUUUGCUUUAUUUGUUCACAAUUAUCACUCGAAAAUGUAGAGAAACUCACCCACACAAUACAUUUUCGUAGGCUAUGUCGUUUACCCAUUACUUCCAUUUAAAUCCAAUCGGUAAAGAACAAAGUUGGAGCCCUUUCGAAAGACAGUCUUGAUCAAUUUUGGAAAAACCAGGUAUGCCUCUACAUGUAUGAAGUGAUUCAACGAAAUCUGAAAAGGUGCUCCAAACACUUGUUCGAAUUAAGGUGAAAUUCGUGAAUAUAUUUGAUAAUGAAAAUAACCCAAUAAAUAAGUAAAACUCUA
Molecule: messenger RNA, 2217 nt
Organism: Malaya genurostris
Lineage: Eukaryota; Metazoa; Arthropoda; Insecta; Diptera; Culicidae
Gene: Vdup1
Product: arrestin domain-containing protein 4
Exons: 5
Coding region: 244-1269 (341 amino acids)
Biological process (GO): protein transport
Cellular component (GO): cytoplasm
Source: RefSeq, a predicted model, not a curated record